GAAUUUGGAAGUAAGGAAGGCAAUAGCGUGUUUUUUUACUAUUAAAUUAUACUAAAUAUACUGGCUUCUGCAGUUCAGGAAUGUAUAAACGUUUUGAUCAAUAUAACCUUGUCGGUGGUUAUCUAACAAAGUUUUACUUGAAUGUUUGUAGUCUGUUAUUAUUAAAAUUUAUAGCGUAGAUAAUUAGUAAGUAAACAUCUCAACAUUAUCACACUACCUUAAGGUAUUCGGAGGGUUUCUUUGACAUUGAAUUACAUUUGAUUUUGUGUAAAAAUGCCUGAGCGUGAAGUAGACAUUUACCGAGAGACAUGGGUUCGCUAUUUAGGCUAUGCUAAUGAAGUGGGUGAGUCAUUCAGAGCGAUGGUGCCACUGCGAGUGGUGCAAGCCAGCUAUGCUCUUGCCACGGGAUAUGUACUGGCCGAUACUGCGGACAAGAGUUGGAAAAUGAUUAAGAGAGAUGGCAGACCUAAGAAGGUUCUUAUAGAAACUGGUGAUGCUCUGAUUUGGCAAACAUUAGCCUCUGUUGUAAUACCGGGAUAUGCUAUAAACAGAAUAUGCCACCACAGUCAAAUCUAUUUUAAGAAGCAUUAUCGCAGGUUUCCGAUACUUGCCAUAAAUCUGAUGACAGUUGGUGUGGGUUUAAUAUCUAUACCGUUCAUAGUACAUCCCAUAGACAACGGUGUAACAAUUUUAAUGGAUCUUACAUAUAGACAGUGGUUCAAAUAACCUUAGUUGUACAGUAAAAUGUAAAACAAUAUUGUAAGGUCCAGCAAUAUUGAGAUUACUUUAUGUUGUUUAUUGUUUAGAAGAAAGUUCUAUAGAUUGUUUUUUUUCACUAUUAAAAUGUUAAACCGAUAUCAUUAAGCUUGAGUUACUGUUAAGAAUAUGCUGGAGUUAACUACCUCAUGAUAAAUAAUUUGUUAUAUACGAUAGCUAAUGUGCCAUA
Molecule: messenger RNA, 946 nt
Organism: Papilio machaon (common yellow swallowtail)
Lineage: Eukaryota; Metazoa; Arthropoda; Insecta; Lepidoptera; Papilionidae
Product: mitochondrial fission process protein 1
Exons: 4
Coding region: 274-726 (150 amino acids)
Biological process (GO): mitochondrial fission
Cellular component (GO): mitochondrion
Source: RefSeq, a predicted model, not a curated record